Messenger RNA from Trichoderma asperellum CBS 433.97, 593 nucleotides. NCBI's taxonomy places the organism in Eukaryota, Fungi, Ascomycota, Sordariomycetes, Hypocreales, Hypocreaceae. The record is from RefSeq and is a predicted model, not a curated record.
GCUGCGGAAGCUGGGGAAGGGCCGCGCCCAUCCGUGGCAAAACCGCCGUCCCGACAUGAGGAGCGGGCAUCUCAUAGUUCAUGUAUGUGCUGAUUGAGUGAAUGAAACGCAAGAGUGAAGAAGAAGAAUUGCAAGGAAAACGAGCAAAGAAAAAAAAAAGGAGAAUCAUGGCUCUGUUCCCCUCUUUUUUGUUUGUUGCCGCCAUCAUUCCCUUUUAUUGCUGUUCUGCCUGCAAUGUCUCGUUUGCUUCGCUUGCAUCUUCCUUCUCUGCCUUGCCUGCCCUGCCUGCCUUGCCUCUCCUUGCCUUGCCCGCCGUAAGAUUUUAUUUUUAUCACAACUGCUCGUAUUUGCACCGCUGGCUUUUACUGUCCCGUAGAUAAGCGGUUUUUGUUUAUGCCUGCCUUGAACUCGUUACUGCAUACGCAUUCGUUCAUACCUUGUCAACCUUGUCUUUGUUACUGAAUCUUUCCCCAACACCACACUCCUUGCUUACUAUCCAUCACAGUGUCCGCCAGCGGGAGGCUCAGGUACGCCGAUCCUCGUAGCCUUCCAAGUUUCCCAUCUUCCGGUCUGAGCCCGGGUGGCGCAGCUGC